AUAACUCAACACCAGCGAAGCAGCAUGAAGAGUUCAAACGCAGGAAGAUGACUCUGUAGACACAUACAAAUGCAGUGCUGUUCCAUAAACAAUAGAACAGAAAGGCCAAAAAUACCAUACAAAACUCAUGCUGCGCAACCUAAAGACCCGGCCUUGCAACACAUUGAACUCCCAUUGAAGAACUCAAGACAUCAUGCAGGAUCCGUCCCCAGAUUCUGAGCGUUCCCAUCUCUCCUCGUUCACUAUGAAGCUGAAGGGCAAGUUUCAUUCACCAAAAAUAAAGAGAACCCCUUCAAAGAAAGGAAAGCAAGCUGACCCGACAGUGAAAACGCCAGAGAAGUCAGCGAACAAAAAUGUAUCAUGGCUAGAGGAAAAGGAGAAGGAGGUCGUAAGUGCGUUGCGCUACUUUAAGACUAUUGUGGACAAAAUGGCAAUUGAUAAGAAAGUACUAGAGAUGCUGCCAGGCUCAGCAAGUAAAGUGCUGGAGGCCAUCCUACCCUUGGUGCAGGCGGAUCCACGCAUGCAGCAAAGUUCUGCCAUCUCAUCCUGCUAUAGCCGUGUGUACCAGAGUCUGGCCAAUCUAAUUCGCUGGUCUGAUCAAGUGAUGCUGGAAGGUGUGAAUUCAGAAGACAAGGAGAUGGUGACAACAGUUAAGGGUGUCAUAAAAGCUGUUCUGGAUGGAGUCAAGGAGCUGGUCAGACUCACGAUUGAAAAGCAGGAGCAUCCCUCUCCCACAAGCCCAGUUAAACCCAGUCUACCAGCAUGUAAAUCUGACAGCCCAUCAGAACUUCCACUUACAGACCGAGAAAUGGAAAUCCUCAACAAGACAACUAAUAUGACUCAAUCCAAUGAGCUACUGACUGACUCCAUGGAUGAAGAGGUUGCACCUCCUAAACCCCCCCUGCCUUGCAUUCGUGUGGCAGAAAACAGCCCUCCUCCAGCAUUGCCCCCUAAAAAACGGCAGUCAGCACCUUCCCCAACCAGAGUGGCGGUUGUGGCCCCCAUGAGUCGAGCCACCAGUGGGUCCAGUUUACCUGUGGGAAUCAACAGACAGGAUUUUGAUGUUGACUGCUAUGCCCAGAGAAGGCUGUCGGGUGGAAGCCACUCCUACGGGGGGGAAUCUCCUCGCCUCUCACCAUGCAGUAGCAUUGGCAAACUCAGCAAGUCUGAUGAGCAGCUCUCUUCUCUGGACCGUGACAGUGGUCAGUGCUCCCGCAACACAAGCUGUGAAACUUUAGAUCAAUCAGAUCACUAUGAUCCAGACUAUGAAUUCCUGCAGCAAGACCUCUCGAAUGCUGAUCAGAUACCUCAGCAGGUGCCUGGUAUCCUCAGCCCGUUGCCAGAGUCCUUGGGCGAGUCUGGUUCCCCUUUUCAUGGACAAGCUUUCCAGCUCCCACAGGGCAGCUCUCCUCCACUGGAGUUCUGCAGCCUGACGGGAGCAGCGCAGCCAACGGACACUCCUCCAGCUUUACCGGAAAAGAAGAGGAGGAGUGCAGCCUCACAGACUUCAGAUAACACGGGCUGCAGGGUCUCGUAUGAGAGGCAUCCUUCACAGUAUGAUAACAUCUCGGAGGAUGAUGUGCAGCACGUGGGGCCUGUCACGUCAGUACCCUUCACACCGUUUGCUGCUGUUUUGCCUUUCCAGCAAGGAAACUCCUCGGCACCAGCUGAAUUCAUUACUGACUUUGCUGCUCCAGAUUCUACCAGUGACCCAGAGAAGCCACCACCUCUGCCAGAGAAGAAGAACAAACACAUGAUGGCGUAUAUGCAGUUUGUGGAAGACUACUCAGAGCCGCAGCCAUCCAUGUUCUACCAGACACCUCAGAAUGAGCACAUCUACCAGCAGAAGAAUAAGCACCUCAUGGAAGUCUAUGGGUUCAAUGACUCCUUUAUCAGCUUAGACCCCUCGCAAGAUCUGGCACCUCCUCCUGCUCUCCCGCCGAAACAGCGGCAGCUGGCCUCCUAUGCUGCCUCUUCUUUCCCUUCUGUCUCCUACUGUGUCCAGCAAACUAAAGUGCCCUUCACCCCCGAGGACACCGGUGCCACUCAGGGCCUCACUAUGUCAGUCUCUAACUCCUUUCUCAACCGGCACAGCUCCUUUCCUGUGCAUUCGUACAAAUCUGUGUUUAGGUCCUACUCCCAAGACUUUGUGCCUCACAACCAAGUCUCCAUACCUCCUUUCCUGUCUUCUACCUCCUCGUCCUGCUCUACCCCCCCCUUUCCACCCAUCCAUCCGUCUCAGAGCUCUGACCUAGCGGUGCCAACCACAGCCAGCCCGUCACCAAGCACUGUGGAUGUGCCAAACUCCUCUUCUCAGGAGAGCAGCUUUAACGGGAAUGCUCCUGUCUGCCUUCCUUCUGAAACUUCUUUCACUGAUUCUCUCCAGACGUCUUCGAGUGAAAACGCCAGUGAGGAGGCUGGUGAGGGUGAAUACGUCAAUCUGUAUUCCUCUGGCCAAAGCAACGGGGAACUCCCUCACUCUGAAGGAGAAUCUCCCUCCAUCAAAGACGGCCACUCCAAAGACUCCACUUCAAACAGCAGUGCCAUGGGGAAGGAAGGCAAAGACGGUGCUGAAAGGCAGCAGCAGUCACCGGAUGCAUUGGAAUCGUCACAGUUGGAGGAAGAGGUAGACGAGCUAUCCCUGAUUGACCACAGUGAAAUUAUGGCCAGGUUAACGCUGAAGCAAGAGGGAGACGACGGGCCAGAUGUUCGCGGCGGGUCCGGAGAUAUUUUGUUAGUGCAUGCAACAGAGACCGACAGGAAAGAUCUGGUGCUGUACUGUGAAGCCUUUCUGACCACAUACAGGACAUUUAUUACCCCAGAAGAGCUCAUCAAGAAGCUGCAGUACAGAUAUGAGAAGUUUUGCCACUUCACAGACACAUUUAAGAAGCGAGUCAGUAAGAACACCUUCUUCGUGUUGGUGAGAGUGGUGGAUGAGCUGUGCUUAGUGGAGUUGACAGACGAAAUUCUCAAGCUGCUGAUGGACCUGGUGUUCCGGCUAGUCUGCAACGGGGAGCUGAGCCUCGCUCGAGUGUUACGCAAAAAUAUCCUCGAUAAGGUCGAUCAGAAGAAUAUGCUGAGAUACGCCAAUUCCAUCAAACCUCUCGCAGCCCGUGGGGUGGCAGCCAGACCGGGGACCUUGCACGAUUUCCACAGUCAUGAAAUAGCUGAGCAGCUGACCCUCCUAGAUGCCGAACUCUUCUAUAAAAUUGAGAUACCAGAAGUUUUGCUUUGGGCAAAAGAGCAAAAUGAAGAGAAGAGCCCCAACCUGACACAGUUUACAGAGCACUUUAAUAACAUGUCCUACUGGGUCCGUUCAAUAAUUAUGGUGCAAGAGAAAGCCCAAGACCGAGAGAGGCUGCUCCUUAAAUUUAUAAAGAUUAUGAAGCACUUACGAAAGCUGAAUAAUUUUAAUUCCUAUCUGGCCAUUCUUUCUGCACUGGAUUCUGCACCCAUCCGAAGGCUGGAGUGGCAGAAACAAACCUCAGAGGGCCUGGCUGAGUACUGCACGCUGAUUGACAGCUCCUCGUCCUUCCGGGCCUACCGAGCAGCUCUGGCUGAUGUGGAGCCUCCCUGCAUACCUUACCUAGGCCUAAUUCUGCAGGACCUGACCUUUGUUCAUCUGGGAAACCCAGAUUACAUUGACAGCAAAGUGAACUUUUCCAAGCGCUGGCAGCAGUUUAACAUCCUGGACAGCAUGAGGUGCUUUCAGCAAGUACAUUACGACAUCAAAAGAAAUGAUGAUAUAGUGUCAUUCUUCAACGAUUUCAGCGACCAUCUGGCUGAGGAGGCUUUGUGGGAACUGUCUCUCAAAAUCAAACCUCGGAACAUUACGAGGAGAAAAACAGACCGGGAAGAGAAAACCUAGGAGGAGGGGUUUGUGUGAGCGAGGAGAAUUGCUCCGCAGACGCACCAAGGGCAGCUAUCGGACUGGAGUUCAAUAUUUGUACCUGUUACUGGAUGACGCACCCUCCCUCCCAGUUGGCAGCAAUCACUGGGUGUGUGAAUGUUGGGCUCUUUCAGCACAAGGGUAGCGAACGCCUGCGCGAGCCGCCUUCCUGCCAGACGGCAGCAGCUAAGGCGAGAGAUCAGCCAGUGCUCGCUGCACUCACCUUCCUCCUCCUCCCAUCCCUCCGUGCCAUGAAUCAGCUUUAAACCUGGGGAGAGAGCUUUGUGGAAGGAGGGUCCCAUGCAAGCGUGUUACUGAUUCACUGACUGAUAUUUCACUUGCGUUCGGAAGGACCUGAGCUUUUGUUCCCAUCUGCAAGGGAGGAGCAGCAAGAGCUCAGCACCCACAAGCAAGUCACGUGUCUCUGGAGUGUUAUCCAGCAGGCAGCAGCGGCGGAAGCCGAGGUUUUGUGUCUCCCCUGUAAUGCUGCCUCGAAACCUUUUUAGCCCUAGGAGACAAGGAUGGAAGAAUCUGCCGCUGUCUGCCAGAGGAGCUCUGCUUUCCAGGAGCUUGCUUUUGUUUACAGGGGUGUUGAGUUUACCCCAGAUCUCUCUCGCCUUCUUAAAGGGACGAAGGCACCGGUUGUAGAUGCGGAAGAGGCACUGAAAAUGUGGGCAGGGACCCGCCAUCUGCAGUCAUCGUAUCCCCCUCCUCCUCUCAAAUCUCAUUAUUUAAGCAACGGUAAUCCCUCUGAACCCUGGAAAUAUUGACUAGCCAAGGUACUGUGGUUCACUCGUCCUGUGAACCCGUAUCUUUUAGUGAUGGUACUAGCUUUUGCACAGUAAAUUCUGUAGUAUAUAAGACUGUAAAUAUUAGUAUUUAGAAUCCAUUGGGGAUUUUUUUGAUGCAUGUCUGAAUACCGGUGGAUUUAUAGGAAAAAAAAAAGUGCAAAACAGUAUGUAUAAAAUUCACAGCCAGUGACAAUGUUGUUCCAAGUGCUGGAAUAAAGGAGGCUUGGGGCAGCCGCGCGCGGAGCUGGCUGCGGAGCGGGAUGCAGGAUCCAGGCAAAGGAGCUAGCAGAUACGUUUCCGGGAUUGUAAAUGCCAACAGGGAAGGAGCCCUGCCCGGGGCCAGGCCUGCCCAUCCCCUCCGCCCCACUCCUCUCUCCUCUCGUUGUUGCCAAAUGGUUUGCGGGGGGUGGGGGGCUAAGAGGGGGUAUCCCAUCCGGAUAACCCUUGGUGCUGCGCUUUGUGAUCCGUUUUUUGGAAGACGCCUCAACAAGGCCGUGUCCCCAGUACCGCCAUGCCCAGAGCCAGCCGGGCACAGGCAGCCCGGCGUGUAAGGGGCGGGGGUUAGCACUUCCCACCCACGCAGUGUUUACCCCAGUCCGUUCGGUGUGCCUUAUUCAGCCCCUCUGUCCCCUCUCCGCGCCCACCCCGGACGUCGGACGUCGUCCCCACCGGUGCAGCCCCAGCUGGGCCAGUUCCUGCCCUUCCUUUCUGUCCCCCUUCAGUUGUUUACAGUGUGGAUCAUGUUUUUGAGUGUGUGCUCUAGAUUUUAUCCGCCUUGCAAGGCCUUUUUCGGAACCAUGUCGUGUAUUCACAGGUUUUUAUAGAGUUCUGGCUAACAACAAUCCUGCGGUUUUAGGGCUGUGGCUUGUAAGGAAUAUGCAUGGGAUGUUUUGCAGAGCAUCCUUAACUUAUUUCUCGGUAGCAGCUCAGGGUCCUCCAAGGCUGCGUUUCGUCUGGGUGAAGCAGAGGUGCAAGCGCUUCCUCCUGCAAACAGACUGCAGGGGCUUAGCCGGCUCCCUUUCCGUGGCCGCGCCGGGUGGCAGCCCGCAGAGGGGAACGACGGCCGCCCUGCUCAGUUCAUAGCAUCAGAUCCAGCUCGAUUUGUUUCCCUGAAGAUUUAGGCGCGGGGGCUCAUCAGCACACCGACUUGCACGCUCGUAAGGCAGGUUAGUCCAAAGCGCUGCUCUAGCCUCUGUAAGACAUCCUGACGCCGCGGGGCUGCGCCAGCUCGGCUCAGCUUAGGGGCAGAUCCUCGUCCGCCUCUGCGCGCCUGAGGCCAGGGCUUCCUCGCGCGGCGUCGACUCAGCUGGGCUCAACCGGCUCCCCGAGCAGUUUGCGCGGCUG
Struthio camelus australis is the source of this 6024-nucleotide messenger RNA. NCBI's taxonomy places the organism in Eukaryota, Metazoa, Chordata, Aves, Struthioniformes, Struthionidae. The record is from RefSeq and is a predicted model, not a curated record.